Messenger RNA from Episyrphus balteatus (marmalade hoverfly), 2652 nucleotides. RefSeq lists its product as uncharacterized. Gene Ontology annotation, cellular component: membrane. The transcript has 9 exons. The record is from RefSeq and is a predicted model, not a curated record. Lineage: Eukaryota; Metazoa; Arthropoda; Insecta; Diptera; Syrphidae. The coding region runs from base 437 to 2212 and encodes 591 amino acids.
GCCGGCCACAUUCUAAGGCUGACGCUAAGCGACACGGUUGGUCAUAAAUAAAUAGUAACACCGCAUUCGGUCGGUCGUUUGCAAUCAUUUGUUUCGGAUGAAUCUCAAGAGCAACAUCGCAACUAUUUUUACUGCUCGAUUCGUAUAAAAGCGGGGAACUCUUUUGAGUAUUUCUAAAUUCUGUCUGUUGUUUUUUUUUUUUUUUAAUAUCUGAGAACUGAGAAAAUAAAUAUACACGUAAUCUUUGAGAUACAGAAAUUCACCGGUAAUUGUGCGGUAAUAGCGCUAUGGAAAAACUGUAAUGUGCAACAGAAGAAAAUAAAAAAAAAAACAGGGAAAUAAUUAUUCUAAGUAAAAAAAAAAAAUUAUCUGCCAUUCAAUAAUUUUAGCAACUUUUUUCUGUUUUAUUAAAAAAAAAACACAAACACAAAUAAAAAUGAAAGUUUUAAAAAAAUGUGCAAAGUGCAUUAUCAAGGAAAUCAAAUGGCAAAAUUUUGGAUUUGAGCAUACUGAUCCUGAGGAUUUUGUUAAAUCAAAGUGGCAAAAAGGAGCAAAAAGUCUUCCCUAUCUAAUCUUCCGAUGGAUUUUGGCAAUAUUCUUUGUCGGAAUAUUUGCCAUUUGUAUGGCUUUGCAAUUUUUUGGUGGCAAAAUGUUUAUUUAUUUAACAAAUUGGGGUCUAACGCUAUGUGUUGUAACAAACGUCAUAGGAGCCCUCAUAGUCACACAAUGGUAUUUCAAUAUUGGUAGUUUACCUGGAGAAAUUGUUAAUAAAUCAUUUGAAUCGAAAACACCGAAAUUAUUGAAAUUCUAUUGGUUCAUUCAUUGUAUCACCUUGCAUUUGGCCCUGGUUGUAACAACAAUGUACUGGGCAUUUAUUUAUGGAAAACAAAAAAAAAUCAACAGAUUUCCAGCGAUAAGCUUCACGACACAUACAUUCAAUACGGUAUUUAUGGUGGCUGAUUUUAUUGCAGUUGGAUUUCCGGUGCGAAUAUUGCACAGUUUCUAUACAAUGAUGUUUCCUAUAUUCUACUGCUUUUGUACCGUGAUCUAUUAUAAUUUGGGUGGUUUGGAUGAAUGUGGGAAUCACUUCAUUUAUCCAAUUUUAGACUGGACAAAACCACUAAUUGGAAUGACAACAUUUGGUGGAGUCUUUAUUUUGUAUUGCAUUGCCACAAUUCUCACCUUUGCCGGCUAUCAUAUAAAACUUUUUUUGCAUAAAAAACUUCAUGGCUUCCUUAAAACACAUUCAAGUGAUUUAAAAAUGACAAAAAUCAAACAACUAGCGCGACCAAUUGCAAAGGAGUUUCAUCGAGACAGAUGCGGAUUUAAUCACACGCCCGCUGAUGACUUUGUUAAGUCACAAUGGCAACACCGAUCGAAGAGCAUCCCCUACCUAAUCUAUCGUUGGAUAAUUGGAUUAUUCUUUGUGGGUGUUGUUAUUGAAACAACAGUUUUUGGUGAUUCGGGUUCAUACUUUUUUAUUUACCUAACAAAUUGGGGUAUUUUAAUGUGCAUGUUAACCAAUUUGUUAGGUGCAAUUCUAGUAAGCAUUUAUCAUUUUCAUCCCGAAUAUGAGGAUAAACUACUAAGUAUGGAGUCAUUAACAAGUCCUUUUAAAGUUUACUGGGCAAUGCACAUUACAACAUUAGUUGUAUCUAUUGCUAUAACAAUUGUUUAUUGGAGUCUUUUAUAUGGACCUGAAGUACCAUUAACUCCAUCGAAUAUUCUCUGCCAUGCAUGCAAUUCAGUUUUCAUGUUUUUGGAUCUUCUAAUUGUUGCUUAUCCAAUUCGUUUGUUACACAUUUUCCUGCCAUUUACAUUUGGAUCGAUUUUUGCUAUAUUUUCGUAUGUUUACUAUGCUUCUGGUGGUGUUAAUCAAUUCGGCGAUCCAUUCAUUUACAACGUCUUGGAUUGGCGAAAUACAAAAGGUGCUCUUAUCACUUGCAUUGGUGUCCUUUUGUUAACCUGUUUCAUUUACAUGGUUAUGUUUAUGGUUUAUAAAACUCGAGUGUUCAUUUACCGUCGAAUCUAUUCACCGGCUGUAUUCAAUCCAACAAUAACAGCUACCACUUUAGAUGGCAACUCAAAAGCUGUCGAUACAAAAGGAAUUCAACAUUCCCCCUCGGGCAUAUCAAUGGUGUUGGGCAAUUACACGGGCUAUGAAAAUCAAGGAUUUUCAACAAUAAGUGAAAAAGUCGACAGGGGUCUAUAAUUAAAUAUAUAAUAAUUAAUUUAUAGAGCAUGUUUAACAGUAUUUUUUAAGUUUUUUUUUUUUGUUUUUAAAUUUUAAGUCGAAUGUAAUGUAAUGAAUGAAAUAGAAAAUUAACAAAAUUAAGAAUCAGAAGUAAAGUAAAAAAAAAACUUGUAAAUAUUAUUUUUAAUGAAUUAAUUUGAUAGUUUUUGAAUGUAAUUUAAGUAUUUUUCAUAUAAUUUUUUGAAGAAAAUUAUUUAAAUGAAUGGAUUUAUUAGUUAAAAUUAUUGUGAUUUUUAUACAAGAUUUUUAUGUAUAGUGCAAAAAAUUUAUUGCUAAAAGGUCAUUGUGUAGGUAUAGUUCGAAAUAUUUUUUUUUUUUAUUUGUUCUUUACCUACCUAAAUACGAAUUACGAAAUAGAAUAAUGAAUUAAACAAAUAUGUGUAUAUGAAAUAUGAUAA